Fulvia fulva is the source of this 999-nucleotide messenger RNA. RefSeq lists its product as uncharacterized. Bases 1 to 999 code for a protein of 332 amino acids. The transcript has a single exon. The record is from RefSeq and is a predicted model, not a curated record. NCBI's taxonomy places the organism in Eukaryota, Fungi, Ascomycota, Dothideomycetes, Mycosphaerellales, Mycosphaerellaceae.
AUGACGGACGAUACUCUCUUGGUCGAUACUUCCGUUCCAACGAGGUGGCAGAGUGGACCGAGGCUGAUGUCGACUAGUCUUGUGUGGACUGGACCGAGUACGUUGACGGAGACUUACGAUAUGCGAACAACGCGGGAUGGGUGCCCGGUGACGGCACUUCAUAGCAUUCUGCUGGGGCCAUAUCCGUCUGACAUUCAGAUUCUGCCUUGUUUGGCGACAACAAAAUUCGCACUAGAUUCUGCCGCGACAGCUACAGCAGACCCUACGACAAUUACCACCCGACUUGUCGAGCAGACCGAGCCAACAGUCAGCCCGGUCGUUGAUCAGAAUCAGACGAAGGGCUCAGAUCAGGUCCCUUUCCAGGCUCUUUGGGGGCUGCUCGCAGCCAGCGGAGUCCUGAUCAUCAAUGCCAUCCUGGUGAUCCUAUGGCUCGACUGGCGCCGUCACAAGCAGAACAGAGCGGAUGUCGAAGACUUACCAGCAGAUCAAACGAGCACGGACUACCCCGAGCAAUUUCAAGCAUUUCCCAAAGAAAUCGGGAGCGAAGAUAGCAUCGAUCAGCUGUCGCGGGAGGUGGUCAAUGAGGACCGAGGGCUCCAGGGGAACAGUCCUGGACACUUAACUCUACCAAACCAUACGCGAUCCCAUCCAGCGUUGCGUGAUCGAGAUGUUCACAUGGAGCACGAGACGAUGGAGGCGAGAGAGAUCCAGCCUCAGUCUGGUUCCGCUGAAUUGAGACAGCUUCGAGUUGAACAGGAGAUGACGCUUGCAGAGUUGCUGCCACCGAUGUUCCGGAGGUCAUCAAUGGAGUCUUUCCGCUCUGACGUAUCAUCGUUGAUGCAUCCGCCUCAGCUGCGGCGAGGGACGGGCCAUGACUUCGACCCUUCUUCACCUUCGGAAGCUGAGUGGCGAGACAUGGAAAUGUGCUCGAUGUCGCCUGUGUCGCCUCUCGGCGAGCAUGAGGGUCUCAUGUCCCGGAUUGAGUGCACGAAGAAGUAG